AUGCUCAUCAAAGAAACCCACGUUGACGUGCCGACAAAGGCGGGCGGCCAGGAUGGUACAAUGCGCAUAUACAUUUUCCAUCCAACCAUUCCCGGGUAUCCGAAUGCCAGAUUUCCAGGCGUUGCAGUCUUUAGCGAGAUUUAUCAAGUCACCGGCCCCGUAGCCAGAUUUGCAAGACAAAUUGCUGGCCAGGGAUAUAUUUGCGCUGCUCCAUCGAGCUACCAUGAAUUCACGGGUCCCGAGCCUCUCAAAUAUGAUGCCGAGGAUACGGACAAGGGCAAUUUAUGGAAGAUCUCAAAGAAAGUAGCAGCAUACGACGAAGAUGCCUCCCUGUCUGUAGACUACCUCCUUUCUCUACCAACAUGCAAUGGUCGCAUAGGGGCAACAGGAAUGUGUCUCGGAGGCCAUUUGGCAUAUCGAUGUGCACUUGAUCAGAGAGUGAAGGCUGCUGUGUGCUACUUCGCUACUGAUAUUCAUAGUGCAACUCUGGGGGAGGGUAAGAAUGAUGAUAGUCUGGCGCGUGCCGCGGAUAUUAAGGGGGAAUUGAUCAUGAUAUUUGGCAAGAAUGACAACCAUGUCCCACCAGAAGGACGUGACUUGAUCCGAAAGACUCUUCACGAAAAGGGUGUUCUAUUCAGCUUUUAUGAGGUAGCAUGGGCUCAGCAUGCCUUUAUCCGCGAUGAGCUCAGCAAGGGUCGUUAUGAUCCAGCCAUUUCGAAAAGCUGUUUUGAAAUGCUUCUUGAAUUGUUCAAUCGGACUUUGAAGCUGGAUUUGGGUGAUCACGAUGGCAAGAAAAUUGAGAUAGAGGAUGUGUGCUAG
Messenger RNA from Talaromyces atroroseus, 819 nucleotides. RefSeq names its product putative carboxymethylenebutenolidase. The transcript has 6 exons. The coding region runs from base 1 to 819 and encodes 272 amino acids. The record is from RefSeq and is a predicted model, not a curated record. Gene Ontology annotation, molecular function: hydrolase activity. NCBI's taxonomy places the organism in Eukaryota, Fungi, Ascomycota, Eurotiomycetes, Eurotiales, Trichocomaceae.